Psammomys obesus (fat sand rat) is the source of this 3337-nucleotide messenger RNA. It is a transcript of the gene Bicd1, whose product is annotated as BICD cargo adaptor 1. The transcript is spliced from 11 exons. The record is from RefSeq and is a predicted model, not a curated record. Gene Ontology annotation, molecular function: dynactin binding; dynein intermediate chain binding; dynein complex binding. Gene Ontology annotation, biological process: positive regulation of receptor-mediated endocytosis; regulation of microtubule cytoskeleton organization; microtubule anchoring at microtubule organizing center. NCBI's taxonomy places the organism in Eukaryota, Metazoa, Chordata, Mammalia, Rodentia, Muridae. Gene Ontology annotation, cellular component: cytosol; Golgi apparatus. Bases 91 to 3027 code for a protein of 978 amino acids.
CUAUUCGUCAGGCACUUUUCCUUUUCGUUUUUACCUCCAUCCCUAUUUGCUUUUCCCCCUCUGCUUUGCAUCUAUCUCUGCCACCCCGCUAUGGCCGCAGAAGAGGUGCUGCAGACCGUAGACCACUAUAAGACUGAAAUAGAGAGACUGACCAAGGAGCUCACAGAAACGACCCACGAGAAGAUCCAGGCUGCCGAGUACGGGCUGGUGGUGCUGGAGGAGAAACUGACUCUCAAGCAACAGUAUGAUGAUCUGGAGGCCGAGUAUGACAGCCUCAAACAAGAGCUGGAGCAGCUCAAAGAGGCAUUUGGGCAGUCCUUUUCUAUCCACCGUAAAGUGGCUGAGGAUGGAGAGACUCGGGAGGAAACACUUCUGCAGGAGUCUGCAUCCAAGGAAGCUUACUAUCUAAACAAGAUCCUGGAGAUGCAGAAUGAACUGAAGCAGAACCGGGCUGUGGUCACAAACGUCCAGGCAGAAAAUGAGAGGCUCUCAGCUGUUGCACAGGAACUGAAAGAGAACAAUGAGAUGGUAGAGCUACAGAGAAUACGAAUGAAAGAUGAAAUCCGAGAAUAUAAAUUCCGGGAGGCCCGACUCCUUCAGGACUAUACAGAACUGGAAGAAGAAAAUAUUACAUUGCAGAAACUAGUGUCCACAUUAAAGCAGAACCAGGUUGAAUAUGAAGGCUUAAAGCAUGAAAUUAAGCGAUUUGAAGAAGAAACAGUGCUACUGAACAGCCAACUGGAAGAUGCCAUUCGACUGAAAGAGAUUGCAGAGCAUCAGUUGGAAGAAGCCCUUGAGACACUGAAAAAUGAAAGAGAGCAAAAGAACAACUUGAGGAAGGAGCUGUCCCAGUACAUCAGCCUUAGUGAUAACCACAUCAGCAUCUCAGUAGAUGGGCUCAAGUUUGCUGAGGAUGGGAGUGAGCCAAACAAUGAUGACAAAAUGAAUGGGCAUAUCCACGGGCCUCUUGGGAAACUGAAUGGCGACUAUCGUACUCCCACCACCAGGAAAGGAGAGUCCCUGCACCCCGUGUCUGACUUAUUCAGUGAACUGAACAUUUCAGAAAUUCAGAAAUUGAAGCAGCAGCUUAUUCAGGUAGAACGGGAAAAAGCCAUUCUUCUGGCCAACCUCCAGGAGUCACAAACUCAGCUAGAACAUACCAAGGGGGCACUGACAGAGCAACAUGAGCAGGUGCACCGGCUCACAGAGCAUGUCAAUGCCAUGAGGGGCCUUCAGAACAAUAAGGAGCUAAAGGCUGAGCUAGAUGGUGAGAAGGGCCAGAACUCAGCAGAGGAGGCUCAUGACUAUGAGGUGGACAUCAAUGGCUUAGAGAUUCUUGAGUGCAAAUAUAGAGUGGCUGUCACUGAGGUCAUUGAUUUGAAAGCAGAAAUUAAGGCCUUAAAAGAGAAAUAUAAUAAAUCUGUUGAAAAUUAUACAGAAGAAAAGACCAAAUAUGAGAGUAAGAUCCAAAUGUAUGAUGAGCAAGUGACAAGCCUUGAGAAGACAUCUAAGGAGAGUGGCGAGAAGAUGGCCCACAUGGAGAAGGAGUUGCGAAAGAUGACUGGCAUAGCCAACGAAAAUCACAAUACCCUCAAUACAGCCCAGGAUGAGUUAGUUACAUUUAGUGAGGAACUAGCCCAGCUUUACCACCAUGUGUGUCUAUGUAAUAAUGAAACCCCCAACAGGGUCAUGUUGGACUACUAUAGGCAAAGCAGAGUUACCAGAAGUGGCAGCCUCAAGGGGCCUGAUGAUCCCAGAGGGCUUUUGUCUCCAAGAUUAUCCAGGAGGGGUGUGUCAUCUCCAGUAGAAUCAAAGACAUCAUGUGAACCAGUUUUAAAAGAAAACACAGACACUAGCAAAGAGCCAAGUCCAACUAAGACUCCCACAAUCUCUCCUGUUAUUACUGCCCCACCAUCAUCUCCAGUUUUGGAUACAAGUGAUAUCCGCAAAGAGCCAAUGAAUAUCUACAACCUCAACGCCAUAAUCCGGGACCAAAUCAAGCAUCUGCAGAAAGCAGUGGACAGGUCCUUACAGCUAUCUCGUCAAAGAGCAGCAGCCCGAGAGUUGGCCCCCAUGAUCGAUAAGGACAAGGAAGCCUUAAUGGAAGAGAUUCUCAAGCUGAAGUCCUUGUUGAGCACUAAACGGGAGCAGAUUGCCACACUGAGGGCAGUGCUGAAAGCCAAUAAACAGACAGCUGAGGUGGCUUUAGCUAAUCUGAAGAACAAAUAUGAAAACGAGAAGGCUAUGGUGACUGAAACAAUGACAAAACUGAGGAACGAGCUGAAGGCUUUGAAAGAAGACGCUGCAACUUUCUCAUCCCUGAGAGCAAUGUUUGCAACAAGAUGUGAUGAAUAUGUCACACAGUUGGAUGAGAUGCAGAGACAGUUAGCAGCUGCAGAGGAUGAGAAGAAGACUCUAAACACAUUAUUGCGAAUGGCUAUCCAGCAAAAGCUCGCCCUGACACAGAGGCUGGAGGACUUAGAGUUUGACCAUGAACAGUCCCGACGCAGCAAAGGCAAACUUGGAAAGAGCAAGAUCGGCAGCCCUAAAGUAAGUGGGGAGGCGCCAGCCACCGUGCCUACCGUAGACACUUACCUCCUGCAUAGUCAGGGCCCACAGAUACCCACCAUUCGGGUCAGCAGUGGCACUCAGAGGAAAAGACAAUUUUCACCUUCCCUUUGUGAUCAGAGUCGUCCCAGGACUUCAGGGGCUUCCUACCUACAGAGUUUAUUAAGCGUUCCCCCUGAUCCCACCUCCACAGAAUCAUUUCUUCUGAAGGGUUCCCCUUCCAUGAGUGAACUCAUCCAAGGGCAUCGGCUCAGCAAGGAAAAAAGGUUAACCGUGGCUCCACCAGCAAAAAGAGAUUGUCAGCAGCCUGCUGCCUCCGUACCGCCACAGUGCUCACAACUAGCUGGGAGGCAAGACUACCCAACUGUCAGUUCGGACAUUGCCCUUCCUAAGGAGCAGCCACAUUCCAGCUCACAGUGUGCUCCUCUCCAUUGUCUCACCAAGCCUCCUUACCCCUAGUCUUCAUCUCAUGAAUGAGUAUCUGGGCUGAAGGUUUUUGUAGUGAUGCUGAGGACACUGCCUAAGAUCUAGCAGGUGUUUUCUUCUUGGCUAAUAGAUGUACAGUCCAUCAUUUUCAAAGAGGAGAGUUCAGAAGGAUGAAAUGAUGCAUAGACUGCGAUGUGAUCAAACAAUUUAUGAUUUCUCUGAGUCACAGAUAACCUGCAAUCAAAUGGCAACAGUUCAUUUGAAACUGAAAUGAUACCUCCAUAGGAUAAAGAUUCAAGACAAUGUAAAAUAGAUAUGUUGUAAAAUCAUCUUUCCCUAUACU